Messenger RNA from Folsomia candida, 1102 nucleotides. RefSeq lists its product as uncharacterized. The transcript is spliced from 4 exons. The record is from RefSeq and is a predicted model, not a curated record. NCBI's taxonomy places the organism in Eukaryota, Metazoa, Arthropoda, Collembola, Entomobryomorpha, Isotomidae. The coding region runs from base 462 to 1037 and encodes 191 amino acids.
UGCAUCAAUCCAGUUCCAACUUGGCCACAUAUUCACAAUAAAAUAAACACAACUUGUGACACUGCCAAACCACCAAUGUCGUUAUUUAUAUAUGCGUUAUUUCGUCUUGUAUGCAGUUAAAAUGGAACCUUCCUUCCUGUAGGAGAGACGACACAAUUAUUAUUAUUCUUUUCUCAAGUGUACAAUAACCAGUUGAAAAUAUGGAUUUUUCCUGUGCGACGAAAUACUUGAGACUUUUGAGAGUCUUGUCCCCCUUUAAAAAGGCAGAAUUGUCGCUCAAAAUUUUUUGAUUUCUCGCAGUUUUACGCGCAUCAAUAAAGUUCUUCAUAAAUCAGUGAAAGCUGUAAAACCGACCGAAGGAAAACAAUAACUCAUCGAAAAAAUCUCAAGCUGCAAAAUCUUUUAUUUUCCUAUUUUUUCUCAGUCACCACAAAUAAGAAUAAAAUUGUGCCGCAGCAAAAAUGCAAGAUGAUCCAUGGAGUAGGAGGAAAACUGUUAAAAUCAUCGCAAUCCUGGAUAUGCUCCUCGCCGUGUUCUUGGUCUCAUAUGCAGUCGUUCGGCUGUUACAGUACGACUAUAAAGAUCAAAGCGUGGUCUACCUCAUUUCACGGAAUGAACAUAUCUUUAUCUCACUGCUCUACUGGAUUGUCAAUUUUGGAUUUUUAAGUCUCCAGCUGGUCAUCGCGUUCCUCCUUUUAACCGCAACGAUGGAUAUGACCACUGAUCCAGAAAUCAUGAUAGGGAAAUGCAUGUGGUGGAGGAUUUUGAGCAUAAUAUUUUUCAUAAUGCUCUCCGUCGAUUUUAUCGUGCUACUUUAUGAACCCAUUUUCAACGACAUUUCGCUCAAGAUAUUUCAAAUCGUGUUGGACCUUUUGGAAAUAAUUUUUCGGGGUUACGGGAUUUUCUUUGUGGGGAGAUUUAUUCACGAUCUCAAAAGUUUGUUUGACUCUCCGAUGGUGCAAUAUGACGAUGACGGGGUUCCAAUUCCACCCUCGCCGGAGUUAUCGUCGAAAAGGUGGAGUAACUAUUUUGUGUGAUUUUAAAUAAAUGUGUUAUUAACGUAUUUUUUUGUAUGAAAUAAAAUUCGAAUAGUGGUCGUAAA